CAGAACUCGCAGCGCAUGAUUUCGAACAUCAACGUCCUUGACGUAAACUACGCCGGAGAAGCAUCUCGCACAAAAUACACAGCCAUAUUCGCCCUGAAGUAGCUGUUUAUUCGUUUUAUGAUAGUGGAAAAUAAGUAGGUAAGAUGUACGCUGUGAUUUGGUGAAGCUCGGCGUAGUAUGGAGAUAAACGGAAACCCUUGAACAGCUGAUAGUCUUUACAUUGGACGUUGUGGACGAGUGACUGAUCCUGCGCAGCUCAGCCAUGGUUCGGGAACGGGUGGUGCAGAAGAAGUCCUUCCAGCAGAGUCUGGACGACAUCAAGGACAAAAUGAAGGAAAAGAGAAACAAACGUCUCGCUAGCGCCUUAGCUGCCAGCCGCGGCCUGUCCAAACUGAAGAACAAAAACACAGCUACAGUGAAGCCGUUUGUGCUGAAGAGCGUCCAGGUGAAUAACAAAGCUCUUGCAGUAGCCCUGCAGACCGAGAGGGAGAAGGUACGGCAGGCGCAGGGGGUCAUCCUGCAGCUCAAGAAAGAAAGGCAAGCGCUCAUCUUCCACCUUCUGAUGUUGAAAAGGACGCUUAAAGAUCGAGGACCUGCUGAAAAUGCCCAGGUUUCUCCUCCUGUUGAGACGAGUCCACCAAGUCCACCUCGGCCUAUCAGUCCUAGACCAGUACAUGUGGUUGAGGCUGAUAUCCAGGAUCAUCACCCAGCAGAAACACCAUUUAUUGCAGAGGCUGUUUCGGGUUGUCGCAGUGACAGACAGGUUUCAUUGCCCCCCACAGUAGGAACAAGGCGAAAGAGACGCUCUGAGAUUGUGAGGAGGCGAAGCUCACGUUUGGACUCUGGUUCUGUUGAGAAAUCUGACACAUUAGAUGUGAAAAGAGAAGAGAAUAUUGAUAACAGACAAGGGGUGGGGCAAAACACACCUUUGGAUGAGGUGUGUAAUGAACAGGAGGAGAUUAAUGAGGAACAAGCUGGACUAAAAACAGGGUUCGACCUAGAGAUUUCUGAACUCCCAGCCGUUCAGCACUCAACGCCUGAGCGCCCCCAGCGGCUCGCCAGACAGCCUAAGAAGAAAGCUACUCAAGCCGCUCCCCGACCCAAACCAGAGAGGGGACGCAAACCAGACCGAGCCCCGUUGAAGAAACCAUGGGAGAACUCCAAACCCCGUGCUCGCUCCAAGAGCCGAGACCGAUCUCAGAGUCGUGCAAGAGCGGCGCUUCCAUCUGGCGAUCGCCUCAACUCCUCAUUGGGUGGCAAUGACACCUUUGACUUCGACUGUGAAGAGGCCAUCCAUCUAACGCCUUUCAGAGCAGGAAACAAAGCUGCGGAGAAACCAUCACCUGAUGCUCUGAAAAAAGAGGAUGAGGGACUGCCAAGUCCUAUUGUUAUGGAAACCAAUAACAGCGUUUCAGAAGAUGAACAGGAUGCAGAUGAUUCCCCUUACAUACCGAAGAGGAGAUCCAGAAGAGCACGUAGUCCACCACCAAGACGGGCUCGCUCUAAAAGACGGUCUGUUCAAGAAGCUAGGGAAAACAGAGGAAAAGAAAAUGCUUCCCAAAAGCAGGACAAUGUUGAAAUACAGCAUUUGGAAGAAAGUAGGCCUGAAACUGAAGAAAUUGGCUUGCAUCUCAGCGAUGAUCUCGACCCGGGCCUUCUGCUCCCGCAUUCACCAGUUUGUGUUCUUGCUGAGAAUCCCAUCCAGUCAGAACCAAGCCCAGAGAUCUGCCAAGCACCACCUUCUGCUGAUUCAGUGGAGUCUCCGAUCCCGAUUACUCCUGGUGGUGAGGCGGAGCUUAUGAUGAUUGACUGCCCAAUAUUUGAAUUUCCAAAGCGCCCUAGCAACUCAUCCAACCAGGAAAAUGAAAUGCCCUUGGUGAAUAGAGGCAGAAGAAAAGGUGGGCUGGUUGUUCGCUCCUUUCUAGGCUUGGGUUUGAGUGAUGUGACAAAUCUCUCCCCCGCAGCCUUUCAGAAGCCCAUGUCUGCGCAAAACACCCCUCAAAGCUCCGCUCGUAAGCGCCGCUGUACGAGUACUGUCAACUACAAGGAGCCGUCGAUCAACUCGAAACUUCGACGUGGUGACAAAUUUACAGACACCAGGUUCCUGCGUUCCCCCAUCUUCAAACAGAAACCCACUUCCCGUCGGAGCUCACUUAAAAAGAUGGAAUUAUAUAAUGAGUCUUUUGUGGGUUGUCGCUGAAUAGAUGAUGAGACUAAACAGGCCUUUGUAACAAUUUCUGCUGAACCUCAUAAAAUUACAGUGCUGUCUGUCUAAACUGCAUUAUUUUUUGCUUUUGAUUUUUAACUGUCUGUUACGUAAUUGAAUACAUUGUUUUUGAAUCUCAUGAUUUUAAUUGUGAAUAUUAAUAAAGUUUGUCCUUUUAAUUA
Messenger RNA from Labeo rohita (rohu), 2388 nucleotides. RefSeq names its product shugoshin 1 (gene sgo1). Gene Ontology annotation, cellular component: chromosome, centromeric region; nucleus. Lineage: Eukaryota; Metazoa; Chordata; Actinopteri; Cypriniformes; Cyprinidae. The record is from RefSeq and is a predicted model, not a curated record. The transcript is spliced from 9 exons. Bases 263 to 2200 code for a protein of 645 amino acids. Gene Ontology annotation, biological process: meiotic chromosome segregation.